GUGACUCGUCGGUCGACAUUUUGGGCACAGCAUCAUCAGCGCUGACGUGCAACUACGUGUGCGAAGGCCGUCCACCCAAGCUGUCACUAGUGACGACGCAGACUACGUAAAACUUCGGUGAAUGACUAUGGACAUGUCAGUCACGCCUCAGCUGGACAGCGGUUUGGACAACUCGAUGACGGAUGGAGAGGAGAACUACAGUGAAGACAGUCUGUCUCCCCAGGUGUCUGUGGCAGGAGAGUCUCCUGGUGCGACUGUGGUCCAGCUGUGUGAUGGUCAGACGGUGCAGGUCCAGGGGGUGAUCCAGGCCCCUCAGACCUCUGUCAUACAGUCCCCACAAGUCCAGACUGUCCAGAUUGCGACUGUAGCAGAGGUGGAGGAGGACGAGGCAGUCACAGACACACACAAGGCCCGGGUGCUUCUCUCCAGGCGUCCAUCUUAUCGGAAAAUACUUAAUGAGCUGUCAUCGGAUUCGCCGGCGGUUCCUAAAAUCGAUGAAGAGAAGACGGAGGAGGCGGUGGUCUCCAGCGCUGCCUCAGCAUCAGUACCAACGUCCAUCUACCAGACCAGCUCAGGACAAUAUAUUGCGAUCACCCAGGGGAGAGCCAUCCAGUUGAGCAGCCUUGGAGUGGAAGGCCUCCAGGGGGCCCAGACCCUGACCCAGCCUGGGGCCACAGUCCUGCAGUGUGCCGCGCCGCCCGGAGACUCCCAACAGCAGUUGUACAUCCAGGGAGGACAGGUGCUCGUCCAAGNUGCCACAGGAGACAUCCCGGCCUACCAGCUGCGUUCCCCCAACUCGGGCCUGGCUCACAGCAUUGUGAUGGCUGCGUCCCCUGGCACCAUGCAGAGCCCUCAGCCCCAGCACACUGAGGACAUCACCCGCAAGAGGGAAGUCCGCCUGAUGAAAAACAGGGAGGCCGCCCGGGAGUGUCGCAGGAAAAAGAAAGAGUACGUCAAAUGUCUGGAAAACCGCGUGGCUGUGCUGGAAAACCAAAACAAGACCCUGAUUGAAGAGCUCAAAGCACUGAAGGACAUUUACUGCCACAAAGCCUAGCAGCGGCGGCCGCUGGUGGCCACGAGCCGAAGACAAGCGUUUACAAACUGCUACAGCGAACACGACAAAAAAAGAAUCAAAAAAGACUCUGGAACAAAAAGUGCUUUGACCGUCUUUGUGGCUGCUCACUCAGGCCCGGUUUACGCUGAGUUCACAAGUGUCCGGGGGAAUCGGAUCAGCUUCCCCCUUGUUCUCAUCUUCCGCUCUGCGUGCACACUGCUUGCUGUUGCUCCUGUGCGCGGGGCGAAGCCAGCCAACGACAACCAGCUGAAGGAGAGGAACCGGAAGAAAGGGAGAACAGGUGCUUCCUGAAAAUGUACCGCUCGAGCAUGAAUUAACAGAUUC
Etheostoma spectabile (orangethroat darter) is the source of this 1399-nucleotide messenger RNA. It is a transcript of the gene crema, whose product is annotated as cAMP responsive element modulator a. Gene Ontology annotation, molecular function: DNA-binding transcription factor activity, RNA polymerase II-specific; protein binding; cAMP response element binding. Gene Ontology annotation, biological process: regulation of transcription by RNA polymerase II. Bases 122 to 1054 code for a protein of 310 amino acids. Gene Ontology annotation, cellular component: nucleus; ATF4-CREB1 transcription factor complex. The transcript is spliced from 8 exons. NCBI's taxonomy places the organism in Eukaryota, Metazoa, Chordata, Actinopteri, Perciformes, Percidae. The record is from RefSeq and is a predicted model, not a curated record.